Molecule: messenger RNA, 3165 nt
Organism: Saccharomyces paradoxus
Lineage: Eukaryota; Fungi; Ascomycota; Saccharomycetes; Saccharomycetales; Saccharomycetaceae
Gene: TPS3
Product: trehalose 6-phosphate synthase/phosphatase complex subunit
Exons: 1
Coding region: 1-3165 (1054 amino acids)
Biological process (GO): trehalose biosynthetic process
Cellular component (GO): alpha,alpha-trehalose-phosphate synthase complex (UDP-forming); cytosol
Molecular function (GO): catalytic activity
Source: RefSeq, a predicted model, not a curated record
AUGACUAUUAUCGUCGCUUCUUUAUUCUUACCCUAUACGCCUCAGUUCGAGGCUGAUGUUACCAAUUCGGAUACUGCAAAGCUAGUUGAAUCAAGUAUGAUCAAGGUAGACUGCAAUAAUCAGGAAUUGAGCAAUAACAAGCAAGAAAGAAGCAGUUCUGUGACUUCAGCAAGUUCUCAUUAUAUUGGCUUGCCCCAAGAGCCUCAAAUCAACGGUGAACCUUUACCUAGGGCCACUGUGAGCUCUCCUGCUACGGGAGUUAACUACCAUAAUGAGAUGGAAAUGCUUUCUUCCGAGCAAUUUCUGGAAGAACUGACUGCUAACGCCACUCAUGCGGCAAACUCUGGUAUUCCGCAAACGAAUAACCCAGUUUCUUCUAGCUCAACUGCUCAGCGGCCUUCAGUGGAGGAGUUUUUUUCUGCACCAUCUGCUAGAGUCUGUCCUCCCGCUCAGGAAGCUUCUGCUUCAUCUAUUUCUGUUGGUCGCGGAUCGUCUCACUACAACGAUUUGAACUCUAACCUUAUGAAAAAUCCUAAUCUGUCAUUCGAUUCACAUCCCUCUAGGGUCAGAAGCUCAUCCAAGAGUGCCGUAAUUACUCCCGUUUCCAAGAGCGUUCCUGAUGUCGAUCCUGCUGUUGUAGAUGUCGCGAAAGUUAGAGAAGAAUUCCAACAGCAAGCUUCCUUGCCCUCCAUGAAGAGAGUUUCCGGAAGCGCUGCUGGGGACUCUUCCAUUGCUUCUGCAGGUUCUAACCUGAAGUAUUCGGAGCACUUUCAAGAUAACUUCAUUGAAGACACUGAUAGUGAGGAUGACAUUGAUUCCGAUUUGGAGACCGACGCUACGAAGAAAUACAACGUCCCCAAAUUUGGUGGUUAUUCCAAUAACGCAAAAUUAAGAGCAUCUCUAAUGAGAAACUCGUACGAACUAUUUAAACAUUUGCCAUGGACAAUAGUCGACAGUGACAAAGGGAACGGAUCCUUAAAAAAUGCGGUCAAUAUUGCAGUUGCUGAAAAGACUGUGAAAGAGCCUGUUUCCUGGAUAGGUACAAUGGGUAUUCCCACUGAUGAACUUCCUCACGAAGUUUGCCAGAAGAUUUCGAAGAAAUUAGAAAAGGAUUUCUGCUCUUACCCAGUGGUCACUGAUGAUAUUACUUUUAAGGGUGCUUAUAAAAAUUAUGCCAAACAGAUUUUGUGGCCCACCCUACAUUAUCAAAUUCCAGAUAAUCCAAAUUCAAAGGCUUUUGAAGAUCAUUCCUGGGACUACUACCAAAAAGUCAACCAAAGGUUUGCUGAUAAGAUAGUUUCCGUUUACAAACCUGGCGACACAAUUUGGAUCCAUGAUUAUCACUUAAUGCUUGUUCCACAAAUGGUGAGAGAGAAACUGCCUAAAGCUAAGAUUGGAUUUUUCUUGCACGUUUCCUUCCCAAGUAGUGAGGUAUUCAGAUGCCUUGCUAACAGAGAAAGGAUCCUGGAAGGUAUCAUUGGCGCAAACUUUGUUGGGUUUCAAACAAAAGAGUAUAAGAGACAUUUCUUACAGACUUGUAAUAGAUUACUUGCUGCAGAUGUCUCCAAUGAUGAAGUCAAGUACCAUUGCAAUAUUGUUUCUGUAAUGUAUGCGCCAAUCGGUAUUGAUUAUUUCCAUUUGGCGUCGCAAUUAAGAAAUGAUUCUGUAGUUGAAUGGCGUCAACUUAUUAAAGAGAGAUGGCGUAAUAAAAAACUGAUUGUUUGUCGCGAUCAAUUUGACAGAAUUAGAGGUCUUCAGAAAAAAAUGUUGGCCUACGAAAGGUUUUUGAUAGAAAACCCUGAAUAUAUUGAAAAAGUUGUUUUGAUCCAAAUCUGCAUUGGUAAGAGUUCCGAUCCUGAGUACGAACGCCAAAUUAUGGUUGUCGUCGAUAGAAUCAAUUCUUUGUCCUCGAACAUCAGUAUUUCUCAACCAGUGGUGUUUUUACAUCAAGAUUUAGAUUUUGCUCAAUAUUUGGCGUUGAAUUGUGAAGCAGAUGCUUUCUUAGUGGACGCGCUAAGAGAAGGUAUGAACUUAACAUGUCAUGAAUUCAUUGUCAGUUCAUUCGAAAAAAACGCACCUUUGUUAUUAUCUGAAUUCACCGGUAGUUCUUCUGUCCUAAAGGAGGGUGCUAUUUUAAUCAACCCAUGGGAUAUAAAUCAUGUAGCACAAAGUAUCAAGAGGAGUUUGGAAAUGUCUCCCGAAGAAAAAAGACGUAGGUGGAAAAAAUUAUUCAAAUCUGUUAUUGAACACGAUUCGGAUAAUUGGAUUACCAAAUGUUUCGAGUAUAUAAAUAAUGCUUGGGAGUCCAACCAAGAAACAUCAACUGUUUUCAAUUUGGCCCCAGAAAAAUUCUGUGCCGACUACAAAGCCUCCAAAAAACAUUUAUUCAUCUUCAAGAUUUCAGAACCUCCAACGUCAAGAAUGCUAUCUUUACUAAGUGAAUUGAGUUCCAAUAAUAUAGUUUACGUUUUGAGUUCAUUUACAAAGAAUACAUUCGAAGGGUUAUACAAUGGUGUUUUAAACAUCGGUUUGAUAGCGGAAAAUGGUGCUUACGUAAGAGUUAACGGGUCAUGGUACAAUAUCGUGGAGGAGCUUGAUUGGAUGAAAGAGGUGGCAAAGAUUUUUGAUGAAAAAGUCGAGAGAUUACCUGGUUCAUACUACAAAAUUGCCGACUCUAUGAUCAGAUUCCAUACAGAAAAUGCCGAAGAUCAAGAUCGUGUCCCAACCGUUAUUGGGGAAGCUAUCACGCACAUAAACACUUUAUUCGAUGACAAGGAUAUCCAUGCUUAUGUGCAUAAGGAUAUCGUCUUUGUUCAACAAACAGGGCUAGCCUUAGCCGCCGCCGAGUUUUUGAUGAAAUUCUACAACAGUGGUGUCAGUCCUACUGACAAUAGCAGAAUUUCUCUAUCGAGAACAUCCUCUUCGAUGUCUGUCGGUAAUAAUAAGAAGCAUUUCCAAAACCGGGUGGAUUUUGUUUGCGUUUCCGGUUCAACAUCACCUAUUAUCGAACCAUUGUUUAAAUUAGUGAAGCAAGAGGUUGAAAAGAACAAUCUAAAAUUUGGUUACACCAUUCUUUACGGUAGCUCUAGAUCUACUUAUGCGAAGGAACAUAUCAAUGGUGUCAAUGAACUUUUUACAAUUCUUCAUGACUUGACAGCCGCUUAA